CCCUUUCAUGCUGCUAUGAGAGCAAGGGAACGGAAACGAGGCUUGAUCAUUUUGGUUGCAGUGUGGCUUGUCUCCGGGUUUGUUGUGAGCCCAUGCAGAUCUUUCUGUUCGCAAAAGCCUAGUCAGCGACAUUGUGUGGGACCUUUGCGUGCAGUGCCCAACAAGGAACCACAAGGAAUCAAACCAGUUGAGGAAUCGGCAAGAGAUGAGGUUGAUGCCUUGACUUCGGCACGACGUCAGCUGAAACUUGCUUUGGACCAGCAAGAAACUGCGCAAGCGCAAGUAAACAGUGCGCAAGUGCAGGUAGACAUGGCCGUGGAGGACUUGCGAAAGGCCAAACAAAAAGGAGAUGAGCAGAAGGUGGAAAAGGCGGAGGAGAAGGUGGAAAAGGCAAAGGAGAAGGUGGAAAAGGCGGAGGAGAAGGUGGAAAAGGCAAAGGAGGAGGUGAAAGAGGCGAAGGAGGAAGUGAAAGAGGCGGAGGAGAAGGUGGAGGAGAAAGCCCAGCAGGAGAAGGUGCCAGGCUUGGAGAAGGCAAAAGAGGAAUCCCUACCCUUACUUGAAAAGUUUGCCGGAGAGUUGGAUGAUCUUGAAGAGCGCUUCUUGAACAGCCGCAUCAACAACAAAGAAGACAUGCCUUUCUUGGAGCGGGAUGACGUGAUUCAAAGCAUCGUGGAAGAGAUGGAGAAGACGCGGCACUCGAAAGAAAACAAACCAAGAGUCGUUGCUUUGUGGAGCCCUCGAGGGACAGGAAAGACUUCAGUCAUUCGACGCCUGGCCAAGAUGGAUGAAUAUGCAGAAAGCCGUCGAUGUGGACGCUUGCUGAUAUUCGACGCAGCAUGGAUUCCCACACAAAUGUCGGUUGAAGCCUCUACGUUGGUGUCUGCCAUGGUCCUAUGGCACCUUCUGCAGCUGCUUGACGGCUACGGCGUUAAGUUGGCGGGGCAGGUGGUCAACUUCAAACGCAUGGAUUUCAAGGAUGUGGUCGAGGUCGUCGAACGUCGUUCAAGACCAACUGGUUCGGUCAACAGCUUUGAAGCUUGGGUUAGGUCAGCUUGCACGACUAAGGAUGAUGUUUUCAAGCAGUGGUGUUUGGUAACGGCUGCAGCCUUCAACGCUCAACAGGACUGUGCUUGCUUGGUGUUGUUGGAUCAGACUGAGCUCCUUGUCAAACAAAGGCUGGGUCAGCCAAGCUCCUUUGGCGGAAGCAGAUCAAGGUUCACCGAAGUGUGUAGCCAGUUUCCUCAGCAGAUGGCUGUUUAUUGCACAGGCACCGUCAAUAUACAGCUUGACUUACCCGCAGCGGAGUACACACGUCUCUAUAUUAUGUCUUUACCAGCUCUUCGGCCAUUAUCUUUGGAAGGUGCUAAACAAGUCAUGCAACAGCGGCAAAUGACGCAAUACAAGGAUGAGGUGUUCAAUCAAAUAUUUCUUUUGUCUGCUGGGGUUCCACGACUUCUGGGGUUUGUUUUUCGGACAGCUGGUGAAUUAGCAUCAACUAUUCCGGUUGCAUUCAACGCCAUGUCGGGUUGCUUCAAAGAGGCCUAUCAAUCUGCGGCGCCAUUUUUUGAUCAGCCUGAAGUUGCUUGGCCGUUGGUUCUUUGCUCAGCAGUCCGCUGGAAAGCAACAGACAGCAAGCUUGUGCCUGGUACAUCAAAAAGGUGGGCAGAGGUUUUCGAGGCAGGAGCAGCAUUUCCAGACAACGGUUCUGUGUUGAUUCCACGAGUUUGGUGGUGUGAGGAUGACGAGGUCGAGACUGCUUUGAUUCGACAAGGUUUGAAGGUGAACAUCAGCCUGGAAGGCCUCUUGCCAGAUCCCGCCAAGUUGCUUCAGUCGAUGUCUAAAGGCCCACUUUUCCGAGGGACACUGUGGGAAGAGCAGGUUUGCAAUGCUUUGGCCGCCCGUUUUCAUUUGUUCUGCCUGGCAGCUGACAAAACUCCAUGCGACACCUACAUACCUUUUCUAGAUAUCUAUCCUACGACAGACGACCAUUUACGCAGUGUAUUGGAACAAUUCAGUGUUUGCUGGAGCAACGGGGUCGAGUAUCCAAAGAAGGAAGCAAGUGUCCUGGAGAGGGUCGGGAAGGCUAUCAAGUCCAACAAGAACAUCAAGAAUGCUCAUCACGACUUGCUGAUCCCGGUAAAGCGAAUUGCAACAGGAGACCUCGAGUACAUCGCAGCACAAUGUCGCUAUGGAAUCCCCAAACCUGCAAAAGACUUGACUAAGACAUGCCAGGACAAAACCAGAAAACCCAGCAAGAAUGAGACGAGAAAUGACCUUCCUGACAUGCCGAAUGUACUGCUGCAAAUUUGUUCUGAAGCUGAAGGAAUGCAGCAGUUUGAUCAGAGGAAAAUGUGGGCAAAACGCCAACGGGAGAAGAGAUACUCACUCAUGAGUUGUGAAGCUAUAAUCGCGCAGCUUGCCGUGCUCCGCAUCUUGUGAUAAAAUGGCCACACAGAUAGAGGACAUGGACACCUAUGGUCGGGGUUCGGUGAAGAAGUUUAGCACGGCAAAAAUAUAAUGACAGCAACUAUCAAUAAAUUUUGAGCAACCUGACGGGUCGAGGAUGACAUCGCGUUUCAGCCUGUCGUUCAAAAUCCCCACAACCCCAGUUGAC
Messenger RNA from Cladocopium goreaui, 2614 nucleotides. NCBI's taxonomy places the organism in Eukaryota, Dinophyceae, Suessiales, Symbiodiniaceae. The record is from the annotation of a GenBank genome assembly.